Messenger RNA from Dioscorea cayenensis subsp. rotundata (Guinea yam), 655 nucleotides. RefSeq lists its product as uncharacterized. NCBI's taxonomy places the organism in Eukaryota, Viridiplantae, Streptophyta, Magnoliopsida, Dioscoreales, Dioscoreaceae. Gene Ontology annotation, biological process: endoplasmic reticulum to Golgi vesicle-mediated transport; intracellular protein transport. Bases 21 to 416 code for a protein of 131 amino acids. The record is from RefSeq and is a predicted model, not a curated record. The transcript has a single exon. Gene Ontology annotation, cellular component: endoplasmic reticulum membrane; endoplasmic reticulum.
CCCGUUCUGGAUUCACAUCCAUGGCGCUAGAGUGGGUGGUGCUCGGCUACGCCACGGCGGCGGAGGCGAUAAUGCUCCUCUUCAUCACCCUCCCCGGCAUCGGUCGCCUUCGCAAGGGCCUCAUUGCCGUCGUCCGCUCCGUCCUCAAGCCACUCCUCUCCAUCGUCCCCUUCUGCCUCUUUCUCCUCAUGGACGUUUACUGGAAGUACGAGACUCGGCCGACGUGCGACCAGGAGCAUGCCUGCACCCCAUCCGAGCAUCUCCGCCACCAGAAAUCCACCCUCAAGAGCCAGCGCAAUGGCAUCCUACUCGCCUCCGCCCUCGUCCUCUACUGGCUCCUCUUCGCUGUCACGAAUCUCGCUUGCAAGAUCGAUCAGCUUGAGCAGCAUGUCGAGAACCUCAAGCGUCAGGAUUGAUCGCUUGAUCCGAUCUCCUUCUUUCAGGCUCGUCUCCUUCCCUUUUGUCGUUGAUGCUUCCGCGAUCUCUACGAUUUGCGUUUUUUUGGAUUUAUUUGUCUCGAUUUGAGCAAAAUUUUUUUAUUAUUUGUAGCUUUAGUUGAGAUUUGCAUCUCUUGUAGUGCUUGUUCGUGGAUCUUCUGCAUGUUCUGCAACUCUUUCUAAUUUUUUAAUAAUCGAAUUAAUCAAUUGAAUGUUAA